Symbiodinium pilosum is the source of this 420-nucleotide messenger RNA. The record is from the annotation of a GenBank genome assembly. NCBI's taxonomy places the organism in Eukaryota, Dinophyceae, Suessiales, Symbiodiniaceae.
AUGGGCAAGACAAAUGACGGGCGAGAAAAACUGCGCCAACUUCUCCUUCAGCACGGCUCUUUCGAGAAAGUUGAAGGGGCCCUUGAGCGGUGGCAUGAGCAGAAGAAGCAGACCAAGGAAGCUGGUGGAUAUGUUACGAAGGAGCGAUUGAUGAAGGAGAGGCACUACACGAGGUCAAUGGCCGACCAUGCCUUUGAGUGGGCCAGACCGCUAGGGUUGGUCAGGGUUUCGAAGAUACACGGAGCCGAGGAGGCUGACAUCCCUCUCGAUUUCGAGUGGUCGAAGACACGUGAAAGCGGGAGCAGGAUUGGUUUCUCCAGCUCCUUCAGCAUGGCUGAGCCUUUGCUACAUUUACAUGUGUCAAGAGCUUGCUACCUCUGUUUUAUCCUUGGCUCCUUGUUCCCCACAUGGAAUUCUUAG